AGAGAGAUGGCACAUCUAGUACCUCCAAACAAAAAGAAGUUCUUAGAUCAAGCACCCCCACCUGGUUACAUCGCCGGUAUAGGUAGAGGUGCAAUAGGUUUCACUACUCGUUCAGAUAUAGGUUCAGCAAGAAGUGUAGAACCAGGAAGACGUGGAGGCGAUCGUAAUAGACAACAGGGUCAACAACAGGGUCAACAAGGUCAGAAUGAGGAUCGUGAUGGAAAUGAUGAUAAUGAGAGUUUCCCUUCAACAAACUAUGAUGAGUUUGAGGGUGACUCUGGCGAUGGUUUCUCCGAUCCAAACGCGAUAUACGACGCAGAGGACAGGGAGGCAGACGACAUUUGGGCACAGAUCGAUAAUAAGAUGGAUCAGCGCAGGAAGGCCCGUCGUGAGGAGAAGGAGCGCGAGCAGAUGGAGAAGUACCGUGUCAUCAGACCAAAGAUUCAACAGCAGAUAUCAGACCUGAAACAACAGUUGUCGACACUCACAGAGGACCAGUGGUCAAACAUACCCGAUGCAGGUGACAUUGCGCGAAAGAACGUCAAGCGACAACGAGAGAUAUACGUGCCCAUACCUGACUCGCUGAUUGAGCGUGCCAAGCAAGAGAACGAGACGUUCUCGGUCCUGCCGGCCGCAUCAAGCGAUGGCGGAUUGUCCGUCAUCCCCGGCACGGCUACGACCGACCUCACACAGGUCGGUUCGGCGCGAAAGACUGUGCUCGAUCUCAAGUUGAACCAGGUCAGCGACUCUGUCAGCGGACAGACACACGUCGAUCCCAAGUCCUACCUGUCCAAUCUCAAGAACAAGAGGGUGGCAUCAGACUCUGAGGUGGGCGAUAUCAAGAAGGCCAGACUGUUGUUCAAGAGUGUGAUCACGACCAACCCCAAGCAUGCACCCGGCUGGAUCGCCGCGUCCAAGCUCGAGAUUCUCGCGGGCAAGCUGAGUCAGGCCAGAAAGAUCAUCGCCGAGGGCUGCACUGAGUGUCCCGACAAUGAGGACGUCUGGAUCGCCAACGCCAACCUGCAGACGCCAGACAACGCCAAGGUGGUGCUGGCGCAGGCCGUCAAACUACUGCCACAGAGUGUCAAGAUUUGGCUGUACGCUGCCAACCUCGAGAAGGACGUUCGACUAAAGAAGAAGAUCCUGCGACGAGCACUCGAGUUCAUACCAAAGUCUGUCAAGCUGUGGAAGGAGGCGAUCGAGUUGGAGGAGCCAGAGGAUGCGCGUGUGCUAUUGGGUCGCGCUGUAGAGUGUAUAUCAGAUGACGUGGAGCUGUGGCUGGCGCUGGCCAACCUGGAGACAUACGAGAAGGCACGAGAGGUACUGAAUCGCGCACGUCAGUCCAUCCCAUCCAGCUCGCAGAUAUGGAUCGCGGCUGCACAGCUCGAGGAGUCAGUGGGCAAGGCGGACAAUGUGUCGAGGAUCAUCAAGAAGGCGAUCAAAUCAUUGUCGUCGACUAACAUCAAGGUCAUGGACAGGGACAAGUGGAUCGCCGAGGCAGAAAAGUCCGAGAAGAAUGGCUCGUUCAUCACGUGUCAAUGUAUCAUCUUUGAGGCAAUUGGCAUGGGCGUGGAAGAGGACGAUCGCAAGCGAGUCUGGAGUAUCGACGCCGAGGAACUGAUCAACAGGCAGUCGAUUAAGACGGCCAGUGCCGUCUACGCCUACCUGCUCACGGUGUUCCCCACCAAGAAGUCUGUGUGGGUCAAAGUGGCGCAGCUGGAGAAGCAACAUGGCACCAAGGAGUCGUUCGAACAGACUCUGCAAAAGGCCAUCAAGAACUGUCCGCACUACGAGGUGCUGUGGCUGAUGUACGCCAAAGAGAAGUGGGUCGCAGGCGAUGUGGUUGGCGCCAGAGGCAUUCUCGCCAGCGCGUUCGAAUCAAACCCAGGCAGCGAGGACAUCUGGUUGGCGGCAGUCAAGAUUGAAUCAGAGAUCAACGAGACAAAGAUUGCAAGAGGCUUGCUGAAGCGUGCCAUCGAGAAGGCAUCGACCGAGCGAAUCUGGAUGAAGUCAGCGCUGCUCGAGCGAGAGUAUGGAGAGGCCAGCGCAGAGAACGACAUCCUGGUCGAGGGUCUUAAGCGAUUCCCAACGAGCUGGAAGAUGUGGCUGAUGCGUGCUCAGCUCGAGAUCAGACUGGACGCAAAGGCCGCCGACAAGAUCAGGGCCCUGUUCAAUCAGGGUAUCACACACUGUCCAACGUCCGUGCCACUGUGGAUAGAGUUUGUGCGCUACGAGAAGCUGACAGGCAACGUACAGCGUGCGAGGACACUCCUGGAGCGAGCAAGACUGAAGAAUCCAAAGAGAGACGAGCUGCUGUUGGAGCUUGUGCGAUUCGAGCGAUCAUUGAACAACGCCAAGGCCGCCACCAACUGGCUGUCGAUCGGCCUGCAGGAAUGUCCAAACUCUGGACUGCUGUGGGCUGAGGCCAUUGCCAUCGAGCCCAAGCAUGGACAGAAGAACAAGUGUGUCGAUGCACUCAACAAAUGUAACAACGAUCAAUUCGUGCUGACGCAAGUGGCACGCAUCUUUUGGCAGGAUGGCAAGCUUGACAAGGCGCUGUCGUGGUUCAAGCGUGCCACGACCACCUUCCCCGACUAUGGCGACGCAUGGGCCUUCUACUACCUGUUCUUGAUGCAGAACGAGAGCGAGAUGACCGAAGUCAUGAAGAGGUGCCUCGAGGCCGAGCCCCACCACGGUGAGCAAUGGACCAAGGUGUCCAAACAAAAGGGCAACAGCCGUCUCAAGUCUGAUCAGAUACUCAAGUUGGUAUCCAUCAAUAUAUCCAACCUGUAUCCACAGAUAGGAUUU
Messenger RNA from Acytostelium subglobosum LB1, 2808 nucleotides. RefSeq lists its product as hypothetical. The transcript has 3 exons. The annotation marks the transcript as partial. NCBI's taxonomy places the organism in Eukaryota, Evosea, Eumycetozoa, Acytosteliales, Acytosteliaceae. Gene Ontology annotation, biological process: mRNA splicing, via spliceosome; spliceosomal tri-snRNP complex assembly. Gene Ontology annotation, cellular component: U4/U6 x U5 tri-snRNP complex; catalytic step 2 spliceosome. The record is from RefSeq and is a predicted model, not a curated record. Gene Ontology annotation, molecular function: protein binding.